AUGGCCUUGUUUGAAGUGGAAGGCUGGAAUAUAAAGACUGACAAUGUUGCUCUCGGUAAAGUCGACGCACCACUAAGCAAAAAGAAGGAAAAGAAAUUGGAAAAGAAGAACAAGAGGCGCGAAGCUUUGGGCAAGAAGAAGAACCAACUUCAGGAGUGGAAGGAAGAGGAGACUGUACAUGAGGAGAACGAACAAAUUGAACCCACACAGCAAGCAAAUGAUAAUCUUGAAGAGUCAGAACCUGAAGUCUCUGCUGAAGAGACAAAAACGGAGUUGACUCCGUUGCAGCAGAAAAUGAUGGCCAAAUUGACAGGGUCUAGAUUUAGAUGGAUCAACGAAAAACUAUACACAAUAAGUUCCGAAGAGGCAUUAGCUUUGAUUUCCAAACAACCUCAAUUGUUUGAUGAGUAUCACACUGGUUUCAAAAACCAGGUUCAAUCGUGGCCGGAGAACCCUGUUGAUGUUUUUGUGAAGCACAUCGAGAACCGAAGUAAGAAGAACGUUAACGCUCCAGGAGGACUGCCAGGGAUCAAUAAGAAAGUGGUAAUUGCUGAUAUGGGUUGCGGAGAGGCUCAACUAGCCUUGGAUGUACAAAAUUUCCUCAAGAAGCAUGCCAAAGAUAAGAAGGUUAGGGCCAAGAGUAUACAAGUACACAGUUUUGACUUGAAGAAAGCCAACUCAAGAAUCACUGUUGCAGACGUGAAAAAUGUCCCACUGGACAAAGAGUCAUGCUCUAUUGUGAUAUUUUGUUUGGCAUUGAUGGGAACAAAUUUCAUCGAUUUUAUCAAGGAAGCUCAUAGGUUGCUGGCACCAAACGGAGAAUUGUGGAUUGCUGAGAUAAAAUCUCGUAUAGAUGAUGUUGAUAAGUUUAUUGACGCUCUGAAGUUAUACGGUUUUCUUCACAAGACCACAGAUGAUUCCAACAAAAUGUUCACCAGGUUCGAAUUUUUCAAACCAAACGACGAUAUUGUCAAGAUUAAGGAAGAAAAAAUGGAGAGGAAGAGAAAGUUUGUAGAAGCCGACGACCCCAAAGCGGAAUUUGAGAAGAGAAGAUCCAAGAAUCCGGAAGGUAAGUGGCUACUGAAGCCAUGUAUUUAUAAGAGGAGGUGA
Molecule: messenger RNA, 1110 nt
Organism: Komagataella phaffii GS115
Lineage: Eukaryota; Fungi; Ascomycota; Pichiomycetes; Pichiales; Pichiaceae
Product: Ribosomal RNA-processing protein 8
Exons: 1
Coding region: 1-1110 (369 amino acids)
Biological process (GO): rRNA methylation; ribosomal large subunit biogenesis
Cellular component (GO): nucleolus
Molecular function (GO): rRNA (adenine) methyltransferase activity
Source: RefSeq, a predicted model, not a curated record